Penicillium olsonii is the source of this 1299-nucleotide messenger RNA. The record is from the annotation of a GenBank genome assembly. NCBI's taxonomy places the organism in Eukaryota, Fungi, Ascomycota, Eurotiomycetes, Eurotiales, Aspergillaceae.
AUGGUAAGUGAUCGUCGGCGACAAAAGAAAAACAACCAACUAAUCGCAAACAGUGAUGACACCUCCGUAGCCAUCGUGGAGAAAACCAAGACAGCCACCGGAAACGCCGCAAAGAUCCAUUUCCUCGAGAAUGUCACCGCCGACACGCGCGCGCACCGUGGAAUCCACCCUAUCAUCGCCCUCGAAUCUCACCAAGAGAGCCUCGGAACACUUGUACAGAAAGCCUUGAACUACCUCCCGCCGUCACAAACAGCAAAUGGCUUCAAACUGGCAGACGGGUCCCAUCGCCACCUUCCCGAUUUCGUAUCCGCGACGAGGGGUCCUGGAAUGCGAUCUAACCUGUCCGUGGGCCUUGAGACGGGGAAAGCGCUGGCAGUGGCAUGGCAGGUCCCCAUGGUCGGCGUGCAUCACAUGCAGGCGCAUUUGUUGACGCCCCGUCUGGUCUCAUGUUUGGAGAACAACUCCAAUCCCGACCCCCCGGCCGUGCCGCCCGAACUUCCAUUUCUAUCGAUUCUCGUCUCCGGAGGCCAUUCCAUUCUGGUCCAGUCCAAACGCCUAACAGAACAUAAGAUUUUGGCUGCAAGCGAAGAUAUCGCGAUUGGAGAGGCUCUGGACAAAUCUGCGCGCGAUAUUAUACCUGCUGAUUUGCUCCAGAAUGCUAAGAGCACUAUGUAUGGCAAGACGCUGGAGAAGUUCGUCUUUCCAAAUGGUGAGGCAGACUUCGCCGAUUACAAACCUCCGGCGACCCGGGGCGACGAAUUGGCUAAGCGUGAGAGCAAGUGGGGGUGGUAUGUCACCACUCCCUUUGCGAACACACGGACGCUCCAAUUCAGCUUCUCUUCGGUAUCGAGCAUGGUUGGCAAGAUUGUUGCUAGGAGGAGCGCUGAGGGCGAAAUCUCUUAUGACGAACGUGUUGAUCUGGGUCGUGAAGUCAUGCGUGUCGCUUUUGAGCAUCUUGCGUCGCGAACGAUCAUUGCUCUCGAGAUGCUGAGGCCUCACAACAAGGGCAAGGACAAGAUACAGACCCUAGUAGUCAGCGGCGGUGUUGCGGCCAACCGAUUCCUCAUGAAGGUGCUCCGGUCGUUCUUGGAUGUGCGUGGCUUCGAAGACAUCAAGAUCGUUGCGCCACCACCGUAUCUGUGUACCGACAAUGCAGCGAUGAUCGGCUGGGCUGGGAUUGAGAUGUAUGAGGCUGGAUGGAAGUCCAGUCUCAGCUGCCGCCCUCUGCGGAAGUGGUCGCUCGAUCCACAAGCUGACGAUGGAGGAAUCCUCGGCCCUGGAGGCUGGGUUCGAGAGUGA